Molecule: messenger RNA, 795 nt
Organism: Eufriesea mexicana
Lineage: Eukaryota; Metazoa; Arthropoda; Insecta; Hymenoptera; Apidae
Gene: veli
Product: L27 and PDZ_signaling domain-containing protein veli
Exons: 6
Coding region: 55-708 (217 amino acids)
Molecular function (GO): protein binding
Source: RefSeq, a predicted model, not a curated record
GUAAGUUCUCGGUUGUCAGUUGUUGGUCGAUAGAUCAAAUUGUUGAAGUUUUUUAUGACAAUUUGUGACUGCGUCACGAUCAAAAUCAAAGAAAGUAUUAUUUUUGUAGGUAUGGUUACAAUGGGCGAACCUCUUACUUUAGCGAAUGAUGUGAAAAGAUCUAUUGAAUUACUAGAUAAAUUACAAAAAGGUGGCGAAGUACCUGCAACAAAAUUAGCUGCUUUACAAAAAGUUUUACAAAGUGAUUUUCUCAGUGCUGUACGUGAAGUAUACGAACAUGUAUAUGAAACUGUGGACAUUCAGGGGUCCCAAGAUGUUCGUGCAUCAGCUACAGCAAAAGCAACAGUUGCUGCUUUCGCAGCAAGUGAGGGUCAUGCACAUCCACGAGUGGUAGAACUACCAAAAACUGAAGAAGGUCUUGGUUUUAAUGUAAUGGGUGGUAAAGAGCAAAAUUCACCAAUUUAUAUUUCACGAAUUAUCCCUGGUGGUGUUGCUGAUCGCCAUGGUGGUUUAAAACGUGGUGAUCAACUUCUUUCUGUUAAUGGAGUGUGUGUGGAAGGAGAAAACCAUGAGAAAGCAGUAGAACUAUUAAAACAAGCACAAAAUUCUGUGAAACUAGUUGUGCGAUAUACUCCUCGUGUUCUAGAAGAAAUGGAAUUGCGAUUUGACAAACAAAGAGCUGCACGUAGGCGCCAACAUAUGCAGUAAAAAUAAAAAUUGUUACAUUUCAUUACUUUCUAUCAGUGAACCAACUAACUAUCUAUAUAUUGAUAUCAUUUAAAUGUUCCUUCAUUA